Molecule: messenger RNA, 1196 nt
Organism: Prorocentrum cordatum
Lineage: Eukaryota; Dinophyceae; Prorocentrales; Prorocentraceae
Source: the annotation of a GenBank genome assembly
CCGAGUCGUUUUUUGAGGUCCCGGGGCCCGGCGAGGGCCGCCAGAGGCCGAAGACGGGAAAAAAAACUCCGUCUUGACUUGUGCAGUGCGCCGGAUCUCUGGGCGCUUUCUCCGCGACGGAUCCGCCCAGCAGCGAUUUUUCAUGACGUCGACCCUCAGCGGUCUGGACCCAUUCCCCCGGACCGGCUUUUCGCCCCGAGUCGCUCUCUGACGGCCCCGAGGGCCGGUGAGGGCCCCCCGAGGCCACAAAUAGUGAAAAACCUCCCGUCGUGAUUUUUCACCACUCGAGGGGGCCUGGGCCUCUCGAGGAGCAGCAUUAGCGUCCACGGGGCGGCCUGCGCGGGGCCUGCGGCUCCCGGGGCACCCUCCCGAGGAGCGCCGGCCUCAGCACGGGCGCACCCGGCGUGCCUCGGUGAGGGGCGUCGCCCGCGCGCGGCCCCCCGCCGGCAGGCGGAAAGCUCCACCGGUGUGCAGAUGUAAAUUCGGCCGGGCAGGUCCCCCUGCAGGCGGAUUGUUUGAAAGAGCAGUGGAAAAGAGUCCCCCCCUGACUACUUUUAAACUACUUUUGAACAUUCCUCCUGUAAAGGGACGCGCCCGACUGGAAAAUAUCGGCGCUGAGCACCGGCUGGCCGAGCAUUAUCGCCAGCACCGGUGCGAUGUUGCGGCCUCGACAUGCAGGCACACGGCACUCGUCGGCCGAAGCUAUUGAGCUCCUCACGGAGCUCGGCCGACUGGACACAUGUCGAGAAGCCACAGGGUUUGGUGGGCCUGCGUUCCACCACUUCUCCGAAUUCGGCCGCCUCCACAGAGCUCGGCGAGCACACUCCACCACGAGCUCGGUGACAGGCGUGCAAGCCGCUGGGGCGGCUCCUGUGGCUCGCGCCCCGGCGGCGGAGGCACAGGACCCUUAAAAACAGGCGCCCCGCGGAGGGACAAUGGCGCAGUGCCUCUCCAGUGACAGAAGAGGCCAAAAGAGAAGGGGAGGUGACACGGUAAAGGAAGACGACGACAAGGACGAGGAGUAAUCACCCCCGCCGCGCGGAACAGACAGAUAGCUGAACAGGAGCGGAUCCUGGUAUCAAAUGAAACCAUCUGAGCAACUGUACUGGCACAGUGGCGGGAGUUGCCGCAGGCAGCUGGUACAAAUGGAAGGGUACCCUUGCAAAAGUACUCCAUACUGACGUAGAGGUCCCCUC